AUGAUCACCGCAUCCAUGGUGCACACGCCGGCGACCCUCAGCAGCUGGUGUUUCCCCGCUACGUUCCCGAAUCUAUUCCGGCUAUAUACCGGGAUGGCUGGUCACGUCCUUCGGCGCCCGUGUGUGAAUACGUGUAAUGUCAUCCAGGCUGGCGAGGUCGAUGAGGCCGACCCAUGGCUCCGCCGGACCCAGUGGGCGGUGUAUCUGGACGAAGUUGAGCUCGACGCGUUGUCGGCGAUCACCGUGCCACCCGCCGAGGAUGCGGAUGGCAUCGAGGCCACUGUCCGAGCCAUCUGGUAUGCUACAUUACCCGUCCAAAAGUCUGCCGACACUCACUAUAUUCCCGGUAAAUCUUGA
Molecule: messenger RNA, 357 nt
Organism: Penicillium alfredii
Lineage: Eukaryota; Fungi; Ascomycota; Eurotiomycetes; Eurotiales; Aspergillaceae
Product: putative telomere-associated RecQ helicase
Exons: 2
Coding region: 1-357 (118 amino acids)
Source: RefSeq, a predicted model, not a curated record